Molecule: messenger RNA, 1438 nt
Organism: Dermatophagoides farinae (American house dust mite)
Lineage: Eukaryota; Metazoa; Arthropoda; Arachnida; Sarcoptiformes; Pyroglyphidae
Gene: Crk
Product: Crk proto-oncogene, adaptor protein
Biological process (GO): enzyme-linked receptor protein signaling pathway; cell migration
Cellular component (GO): cytoplasm
Molecular function (GO): signaling adaptor activity; receptor tyrosine kinase binding
Source: RefSeq, a predicted model, not a curated record
CUGUGUGUCGUCGUUUAUUUUUUGUUGUCAUCAUUUUGGUUUAUCGAUUGAUUGAUUCAUUCAUUCAUUCAUCUAUCUAAGUGUCACUAAUGUAGUUAAUUGAUUCAUUUCAUUGAAAUUCCUGUGAUUUAUUUGAUCAUAUUGCAAAUUUUUUGAAAAAUUGACCAAAACAAAUAGAAAAAAAUGACCACAUUUGAUCCAUAUGACCAGAAUAGCUGGUUUUUCGGCCAAUUAACACGUAAUCAAGCGAUUGAAAUAUUAGAAUUUGAACGUGAUAAAGGAGUGUUUCUCGUUCGUUAUAGCCAUUCAGUGGCUGGUGAUCUUGUAUUAUCUGUUAGUGAAGAGAAUAAGAUUAGCCAUUACAUAAUCAAUAAGAUUGAUGUGAAUGGUGAAUCAAAAUUUAAGAUUGGUGAAAAUACAUUUCAUGAUAUGCCUAGUUUGCUUACCUAUUAUAAACAUCAUUAUCUGGAUACAACAGCAUUAAUUCGUGCGGCCAAAAAGAAACUCGAAUAUGUACGUGCCAAAUUUGAUUUUCUUGGUAAAGAUAAAGAAGAUUUGCCAUUUAAAAAGAAUGAAAUAUUAACAAUCAUAUCGAAAGAAGAGGAUCAAUGGUGGCGUGCACGUAAUGAACGUGGUCAAAUCGGUAGCAUACCAGUGCCUUAUGUUGAAUCGAUCGAUGAAGAAGAAUAUCUAAGUGAAAAAGAAAAAUUUGAUGAAUCAUCUUCGGAAUUUGAUGGGAAAAAUAUCACCAACAUUAAUAGCAUCAAUGAUAUGAUGAUGACGAAUAAUCAUCAUCAUAAUAAUCGCCAUAGUAAUGAACUAUCUAGUCUUGAGCCGCCGCCAACAUUAUCAUCAUCCGCAUCAUCAUCAUUAUCAACGACGACAACAUCAAUGAUGGAUCCAUCAUUGAAUACAAAUAACAGUAAUCUUGUACCAAUUCAACAAGAAUCAUCAUUAUUACUAUCUUCAACAAAUAAUGAUAGUAACCAAAAAAUUGACAACCAACAACAGCAACAAACGAAUAUUUCAUUUAAUAAUAAUAAGAAAUCUACCACUAAUAUGAAUCGAAAAUUACCGGCCAAAGCGAUUGUCAUACAGCAAAGGAUACCUAAUGCUUAUGAUAAAAAGGCGCUUAAACUUGAGAAAGGUGACAUUAUUACCGUAACGAAUACGAAUCUAAAUGGCCAAUGGGAAGGCGAAUUAAAUGGCAGACAAGGACAUUUUCCGUUUAAUUAUAUCAAAUUUUUAGAUGAAGAUCAAUGAAACACCAAUACAUACACACACACACACACACACACUCACACGAAACAUUGAAACGAAAUCUAACAAAAUUGACCCAACUAAACUGACUGUCACAUUUGAUCCAAUUUCAUUACCAUAAUAAUAACCUUAUUUAAAUUAUUAGAUUCAAUAAAAUGAAAUCAUUAUUAUUCUUUUA